AUGUCCGCACCCCGCGUCACUUCGGGGGGAGGCGGGUCUCUCGCGGGGACACAAAUGGCCGAUGAGGAGGCGGAGCGUUUGGCUUUGACGGAGAAGUCCGCCUGCGCAGGCGGAGGGACAUCGGCGGAAGGCGAGAGGAGCGGCGGAAGCCCCCCGGGGAGGACGCGGCUGCUGGUGACGGGGUCGAUAGCGGUGUCGCUGCUGCUGUGUGCGUUGAUUGCCCGGUUAGCAAGGCUGCCUGUCUGGUGGUAUACCACACGCGUGUAUCGUGCGCCGCUGCCAUUUGCCGACAUCAGCAGCUUCACGCAUGACGUCACUGCGCACCCCAUAUCCCUGCCCAUCCACGUUGACGUUAUUUUCCUGCUCAAAUCUCCGCCGUUCAAGCAGCAACCAGAGGAGCAGCAGCAGCAGCAGCAGCAGCAGCAGCAGCAGCAAGAACCAUCUUCCCCUCUAUUCCCCACGUCUCAACUACAGGACACAGCCGAGGCGUCUCUCUCUGCCCUCUGCUCCCCUCACGCGUACCCCUAUGGCCAUAGCUAUAUCCCCGAUUCAGCAAACGGCGCUGCAUUGUGUGGCAGCAAGCAAGCGAGGUCUAUUACCCUGUGGGCUGUCCGCGGCGCUGCCUGCCAAUCAGCUCUCACCACAUCAGCAGCAGCAGCUGAACCGCCAGCAGCAUCGCCAGGGCAAGACUGGCCUUGCCGCAUAGACUGGGCACAGGUGGUGGAUGCGGAAGUACAGCUCAGCGAAUCAGAGUUUGACACGUGGCUGGAUGGUCAAAUCCAGAGCGCGUUGUCGCGCUCUAAUCUCUCAGAAUCCGCAUCUCCUCCCCCGAAUCCUUCCUGGGACCCUGUGAUUCGGACUCAAAAGUGGGGUGGUCGCUAUGUGCUGCUGCUGGUGGAAGGACGAGACGAGAGUCAGGGGGGGCGGCAGAAGGAUGGGGAGAGUGGGAGUGAGAUGGGGAAGGGGAGGGAAUCGCCUGUAUGUGCGUCAGAAUGGGGAGAGGUGGUGGUGGGAAAGCACAGACACGCAUGGAUGUACUUCCCGCCUUCCUCUUCCUCCUCCCCUUCCUCCUCCUCUUCCUCCUCCUCUUCGUCUCCCCGUCAAGACCACACAGGCUUCCCUCUGCUGCUCGCACCAAUGGCAGUGCAAUCUCUGGCGUCGCUGCUUGUGCCUCCUUCACACAUGGCUGUCGAUACACUACCACCAAGCAAUGUCAGCAGCAGCGGCAGCGGCGGUGGCGGCGGCGGCGGCAGAGCGGAGUUGCCAAUAGGGCCGGACAGUGCAGUGAGUGUGUCGUGGAGCUUGCUCAACGCCGACCCACACCAGUGGGCCUUCCAAUGGAACUUUCCAUCACUGCGGGCGUCUCUCCUGCGUUCCCUGCAAGCCGCGUUCAGCCCUCUGCUCACUCUCCACUUCCACAGCCAGGUCCUCUACUUUGCCCCAAUGGCAGCAGCGGCGAGGUGGAACGAGCAUGCGAGGGUGCAUGAGGUGCAGGCGUCCGAUCUGCCAUUCGUGCUCAAUGCCGACACAUGGCAUCUGCAUGCAUCGCUGCCACUCAUGGCUCAUGGCCGAUCCAAGCUGCUGCAUGUCGUUGUCUACAUUCCCUCUCGCACCACCUGUCCCCUAACCAUAGCCACACACGCGCCCAGCAACAACGGCAAGCACCAUUCACCAUCAGUGCCUCCAUCUGGGUUCAUAUCCCCUGGUUGGGGCUCUGUUAUCCUCUUCAACCCUCUCAACUGCUCCGCUCUCUCCUCCUCUUCCUCCUCCUCCUCCUCCUCCUCCUCCUCCUCCUCCUCCUCCUCCUCCUCCUCCUCCUCCUCCUCCUCCUCCUCGACUUCUGACACCCCAUCAUUUGCCUCCCCUCACGUCCUCUCUCCCUCCUCCUUCACUCCUGUCCUCGCCCUUGCGAUAGCCCAACUGAGGUCUCUCUUUGGCCUGUCUGCCACUCCACCUGCACUCUGCCCCACUUCGCCUGCUUCCCCGCAUAGUGGCAGCAGCAGCAGUGGCAGCAGUGGCAGCAGGGGAAGCAGUUGGGGAAGCAAAGGAGCAGUGGGCGCACGCAGUUUAUCAGCAGGGCUGAGGGGAGUGGCGGAGUGGGAGGUAGACUCGUUGCUGCGACAACGGCUCCCGGCAGAUGAAGCAACCAUUGCAGCAUCUCUAUCAUCCGUUGCCGCCCUCGUGCAAUCACUACCGUCCAUGGUUGUGCGCGAUGACAUCAGCGAGUUUGUAUUCUCUGCGCUGUCCUCUGCACGAGCGGCAAGAGAAGCAGCUAGAGAGGGGAGAUAUGACGAAGCGCAGGCAGCACUGAGGAGGGCGAAACUGGCAGCUGAUGCUGCUCUAUUUCACCCAAGCAUGGAGGCUGGAAUCUUCUACCCGCUAGAGCAUCACCUUGCAAUUUACUCUCCCCUUUUUUUCCCAGUGGGUAUACAUGCAGCAGUGGCCUUUAUUCGCGAAUUUCGGCGCUUUCUACAACGCAAACGGAUGGUUAAGGUGGGAUAA
Messenger RNA from Closterium sp. NIES-65, 2502 nucleotides. Lineage: Eukaryota; Viridiplantae; Streptophyta; Zygnematophyceae; Desmidiales; Closteriaceae. The record is from the annotation of a GenBank genome assembly.